GUUGUGCUUGAUUCCCUUUCCUUGUUUCUUCUGACUUCCUUUUCGUUUGUCUCUGUUGCUUCAGCUGCAGUCAAGACAUUUCUUUCACUUUACCGACUCUUCUUGGGUUUCCUGCAAGGGAUAACACAUGCCUACGUAUACUGUUCAAUCAUGAAAGUAAAUGGCUGGAUAGAUAGAGAAUAG
Molecule: messenger RNA, 183 nt
Organism: Colletotrichum paranaense
Lineage: Eukaryota; Fungi; Ascomycota; Sordariomycetes; Glomerellales; Glomerellaceae
Exons: 1
Source: RefSeq, a predicted model, not a curated record